AUGGCUGUUAAACCCAUCACCGGCAUGCUUAAGCGUGCUCUGAUUAAAGAUGUCUCUGUUGCUCUUGGACUUGGUAUUGGCGCUGCAUACGUCUUUUGGCUUGGAUUCCACCUUCCUUCAGUUCGAAAACGCAAUAUGUUUUAUGAAAAGCUUUAUCCUCCAAAGUCAUAG
This is a messenger RNA of Pneumocystis jirovecii RU7, 171 nucleotides long. RefSeq names its product cytochrome c oxidase subunit VIIa. NCBI's taxonomy places the organism in Eukaryota, Fungi, Ascomycota, Pneumocystomycetes, Pneumocystales, Pneumocystaceae. Bases 1 to 171 code for a protein of 56 amino acids. Gene Ontology annotation, biological process: mitochondrial electron transport, cytochrome c to oxygen. The record is from RefSeq and is a predicted model, not a curated record. The transcript is spliced from 2 exons.